AUGAAUGGAAUAUUUGCUAUUGAGAAGCCUAGCGGUAUUACAUCCAAUCAGUUUAUGCUAAAGUUGCAACAUGCUUUAACUAAAAGUCAAGUAUUCUCGAAGGAAAUUCAAAGGGCAACAGCGGAAAGAAAGCAGCAAUAUGAAAAACAGACAGGUAAGAAGGCCAGCAAGAGGAAACUUCGUAAAGUCUCAAAGGUAAAGAUGGGACACGGAGGCACUUUGGAUCCGUUGGCCUCUGGUGUCCUGGUAAUUGGGAUUGGAGCGGGCACCAAAAAACUUGCAAAUUAUCUUUCAGGCACCGUUAAAGUCUAUGAAAGUGAAGCCCUGUUUGGUGUUUCCACUACUUCAGGAGAUGUAGAAGGUGAGAUUUUGUCCCAGAACUCCGUUAAACAUUUAAAUUUCGAUGAUUUAAAGACUGUGGAGGAAAAAUUUGUUGGACAAUUAAAGCAGACGCCGCCAAUAUACGCAGCUUUGAAGAUGGAUGGCAAACCCCUGCAUGAAUAUGCUCGAGAAGGAAAGCCUUUACCUAGAGCCAUUGAGCCCAGACAAGUUACUAUUUAUGACUUGAAGGUGUUUUCAGACUCUCUUAAACGUGAUCAUGACUAUCCCUUAUUGAGGCCCACUACAGAAGAAGCUGUUGAUACCGUGAAAAAUUUGAAUGCAAACAUGCUAAACGAUGUUUUAUACUUUUCAAAAGAAUAUACAGAGAAGCACGGCCUUGAUUCUGAGGUGGCAAAGGUAGAAGAACCAUUUCCGCUGAGUGAACAAGAAGAGCAAGAAAUCCAAAAAGAAGGAGAUUCUUAUAGGGCUCCAAAAUUGCACUUCAAAGCUAAUGUGUCUUCUGGAACAUACAUAAGGUCCUUAGUGAGCGACAUCGGUAAAUCUAUGAGGAGCUCAUGUUAUAUGGUGAAAUUGAUACGUUUGCAACAGCAGGACUGGUCUCUUGAAAAAAAUAAUGUGUUCCAAUUAACGGAUUUUACUGAAAGAGACGAGAAGGUGUGGAGUAAGGUACUGGAGAAGGUUCUAGACGAGGGAGCAACUGUUGAUGUUAUAGAAGAGCUAAAGAAAGCAGAAAAGGAAAUACCAGCGGACGUGAAGGAAUGUAUAGUUUCGAGUGAUCAACCUGGUGAUGAGGCUACGGCUGAAACAAUUGAAACUGCUAACGCCGAAGAACAUUCUAAUACACUAAAAAGAAAAAUCGAACAGGUGUAA
Messenger RNA from Saccharomyces cerevisiae S288C, 1212 nucleotides. It is a transcript of the gene PUS4, whose product is annotated as pseudouridine synthase PUS4. The record is from RefSeq and is marked reviewed. Gene Ontology annotation, molecular function: catalytic activity; pseudouridine synthase activity; tRNA pseudouridine(55) synthase activity. Gene Ontology annotation, biological process: RNA modification; pseudouridine synthesis; RNA processing. Lineage: Eukaryota; Fungi; Ascomycota; Saccharomycetes; Saccharomycetales; Saccharomycetaceae. The transcript has a single exon. The coding region runs from base 1 to 1212 and encodes 403 amino acids. Gene Ontology annotation, cellular component: nucleus; mitochondrion.